AGCAGGCUAUGGGCGGGACUGAGUCAGAGGGGCCAUGUGGGAGGAGGAGAUGGGAGGAUCUCCGGGACAGAUGGCGGGUUUCCGCUUCCCUCCAGAGCGGUGGGUGAGGCAGUGAGACCAAGGCUCGACCAGAGAGCGCCGCUAUGUGGCCCCCGGACGCAGAGCCAGAGCCCGAUCCGGAGUCCACGCACGGCCCCCGAAGUGGCAGGACAGUGCCGGGGCUGCGAGCCCUGCUGCCGGCGCGCGCCUUCCUCUGCUCUCUCAAAGGCCGCCUCCUGCUGGCCGAGUCGGGUCUUUCAUUCAUUACCUUCAUCUGCUACGUGGUGUCCUCUGCAUCCGCCUUCCUCACAGUGCCUCUGCUGGAGUUCCUGCUGGCUGUUUACUUCCUCUUUGCUGACGCCAUGCAGCUGAAUGACAAGUGGCAGGGCUUGUGCUGGCCCAUGAUGGACUUCCUGCGCUGUGUCACCGCUGCUCUUAUCUACUUCGUCAUCUCCAUCACUGCUGUUGCCAAAUACUCAGAUGGGGCUUACAAAGCAGCUGGAGUUUUUGGCUUUUUUGCCACAAUUGUGUUCGCAAUUGACUUCUACCUGAUCUUUAAUGAAGUGGCCAAAUUCCUCAAGCAAGGAGACUCUGGGAAUGAGGCCACCACCCAUAGGACAGAAGAAGAGAACUCCAACUCUGACUCAGACUCUGACUGAAGGCCUAUCUGCGCGUGACAACUGGAGCCACUCGGCCCUCCCUCCCAUGCUGUCCUGAAGGAGCUACAGGAGCAUGGCAGGGAGUGCUCACGGGAGAGCAGACAGGGAGCCUGUGUCUCUCGAGGUGACACUCCCGAGGCCUCACAUCCUAAACUGGCUGUGUUGGCUUGGCCAACUCACUCUUGGAAUCCUCACCUUGGAAUUCCACACGAGCUAGCAUGGUAGGGCAUGUUGGCCUCUCCUUCUUUCUCCUUUCUGUCCUCGAGCCCCUUUAACCUCACUGCCCCACAGAAGCACACAUCAGACGGAGCCAGUCUCUGCAGUUCAUGUGGCAGCAUGGGGUGGGGGCGGGACUUCCUUUUACUAACAAGGACAGAUAAAACCACAGCAGGCUGGGCCGCCAGCCCCAGCCUGCACUUCGUUGAGAUAA
Apodemus sylvaticus (European woodmouse) is the source of this 1128-nucleotide messenger RNA. It is a transcript of the gene Cmtm3, whose product is annotated as CKLF like MARVEL transmembrane domain containing 3. Lineage: Eukaryota; Metazoa; Chordata; Mammalia; Rodentia; Muridae. Gene Ontology annotation, cellular component: membrane. The transcript has 6 exons. Bases 144 to 698 code for a protein of 184 amino acids. The record is from RefSeq and is a predicted model, not a curated record.